AUGAGCUCCCUCCGCAUUGCUCGCGCCGCCCUUCGCGCGCGGCCCCAAGCCAUUGCCCGCCCCGUCAUGCGCAGAGGCUACGCCGACGUCGCCUCCGACAAGAUCAAGCUCUCCCUAGCUCUUCCGCACCAGUCUAUCUACAAGUCGCAGGAUGUCGUCCAGGUUAACCUCCCCGCGGAGACCGGUGAGAUGGGUGUCCUGGCCAACCACGUCCCUUCGAUCGAGCAAUUGAAGCCCGGACUUGUUGAGAUCAUCGAGGAGAGCGGCGGCAGCAAGCAAUUCUUCCUUUCUGGCGGGUUCGCCACCGUCCAGCCCGACUCGCAGCUCAGCAUCAAUGCCGUCGAGGGAUACGCAUUGGAGGACUUCAGCGCAGAGGCUGUCCGAAACCAGAUUGCAGAGGCUCAGAAGAUCGCCAGCGGAAGCGGCAGCGAGCAGGACAUUGCUGAGGCUAAGAUUGAGCUCGAGGUCCUCGAGAGCCUGCAGGCGGCUCUGAAGUAA
Didymosphaeria variabile is the source of this 498-nucleotide messenger RNA. It is a transcript of the gene ATP16, whose product is annotated as delta subunit of the central stalk of mitochondrial F1F0 ATP synthase, atp16. Gene Ontology annotation, biological process: proton motive force-driven ATP synthesis. NCBI's taxonomy places the organism in Eukaryota, Fungi, Ascomycota, Dothideomycetes, Pleosporales, Didymosphaeriaceae. Gene Ontology annotation, molecular function: proton-transporting ATP synthase activity, rotational mechanism. The transcript has 5 exons. Bases 1 to 498 code for a protein of 165 amino acids. The record is from RefSeq and is a predicted model, not a curated record.